Messenger RNA from Carlito syrichta (Philippine tarsier), 582 nucleotides. RefSeq names its product interferon alpha-5-like. Gene Ontology annotation, molecular function: type I interferon receptor binding; cytokine activity. The transcript has a single exon. The record is from RefSeq and is a predicted model, not a curated record. Gene Ontology annotation, cellular component: extracellular region. Gene Ontology annotation, biological process: B cell differentiation; humoral immune response; cytokine-mediated signaling pathway. NCBI's taxonomy places the organism in Eukaryota, Metazoa, Chordata, Mammalia, Primates, Tarsiidae. The coding region runs from base 1 to 582 and encodes 193 amino acids.
AUGGCCUUGCCCUUUUCUUUGCUGAUGGCCCUGCUGGUGGUCAGCUGCAAGUCCAUCUACUCUCUGGGCUGUGAUCUUCCUCGGAUCCAAAGCCUGGGUAACAAGAGGGCCUUAAUGCUCCUGGCACGAAUGAGGAGAAUCUCUCCUUUCUCCUGCUUGAAGGACAGAUAUGACUUUGAAUUCCCCCAGGAGGAGUCUCAUGUCAACCAGAACCAAAAGGCUCAAGCUAUCUCUCUCUUUUAUGAGAUGAUCCAGCAGACCUUCAAUCUCUUCAUCACAAAGGACUCAUCUGCUGCUUGGAAUGAGACCCUCCUAGGCAGAUUCUGCACUGGACUUUAUCAGCAGCUGGAUGACCUGGAAGCCUGUGUGAUGCAGGAGAUAGAGAUAGAAGAGAAACCCCUGAUGGAUGAGGACUCCUUCCUGGCUGUGAGAAAGUACUUCCAAAGAAUCAUUUUCUUCCUGAAAAGGAAGAAAUACAGCGCUUGUGCCUGGGAGGUUGUCAGAAUAGAAAUCAUGAGAUCCUUCUUUUUAUUAUCAAAUUUGCUAAAAAGAUUAAGGAUCGAGGAGUGGGACUGGGUCUAA